This is a messenger RNA of Cuscuta campestris, 528 nucleotides long. Lineage: Eukaryota; Viridiplantae; Streptophyta; Magnoliopsida; Solanales; Convolvulaceae. The record is from the annotation of a GenBank genome assembly.
AACAACACCAUCCAAUUCAAGAAGAGCCUAGCUAAGAGUCUAAGACUACCCUUUAAUUUGUUUGGGAAAAGAAAAUAAAAUGGCUAAGUCCUUUGCAUCACUAGCCCUUCUCCUCACACUAAACCUCGUCUUCUUCACAUUGGUCACCUCAACAUACGUCCCCUGCCCGCCGAAAGGCGGCGGCGGUCCAAGCGGCGGCCACGGCCACCACCACCACGGCCACUCCAAGGCAAAGUGCCCUAGAGACACGCUCAAGUUGAGGGCAUGUGGUGACCUGUUGAAUGACUUGGUGCACCUAGUGGUGGGCACCCCGUUGCAGAACCAGUGCUGCCCGCUCAUCGAGGGUCUGGUGGAUCUCGACGCCGCCGUCUGCCUCUGCACCGCCGUGAAAGCGGACGUGUUGAGUGUCAUUAAUCUCGAGGUCUCUCUCGCCCUCACCUUGAUUCUCAACUACUGUGGGAAGAACAUGCCAGAAGGCUUCAAUUGCCAGUAAUAAUUAUUCAAUAAGAAUAAUUAAGUAUUGUUCUU